AUGUCUUUUGUUCCUUUUACUGGAGUCAACCACCACCACCAAUCAAGGAUGUUCGGAUGUGCUUUACUUGUGAACGAGACUGCUGAAUCGUAUAUAUGGUACUACCAAAUACUAUGCAUCGUCUAUGUAUGUGGCAUAUCUUACAAAAGGUUCCGGAACAUUUGGCAUGUUUUCAACAAGUAUCCAACGUUUCAAAAAGAAUUUCGCCAUUGCAUUCAAGAUACAAUCACAAUAGAUCAGUUUGAAAUGGAAUGGAAUCAAUUGAUUUUGAACUAUGAGUUAACAGAGAAUGAUUGGUCGAGAGAUUUAUACCGGCGGCAGGAAAAAUGGAUUCCCGCAUACUUACGGACCAUGUUUUGUGUGGAGUUGUCUACGACUCAAAGAAGUGAUAGUAUGAAUAAAUUCUUCAAGGAUUUUGUGCAUUCAAGUAUGUUGGUAAGUGACUUCGUUUAUCAGUAUGAGAAAGCGUUGGACAAAAGAUAUCAGAGCAAGAAGGAAAAAGAUGUGAAAAUGAGAACCACAAAAGCAAUUCUAAAGACAUGUUACAAAAUGGAGGUCCAAUUUUGUGAGGAUGGAACAACAAAGACAUCUAACGUGGUGGCCUAUGGGCAAGAAAACCUUGUCUAUGAGGUAGUUUUUGAUAUUGUGGAAAAGAAAGCAGUUUGUUCAUGCCAUAAGUUUGGAUUUAUUGGAAUUCUUUGCCGGCACAUUCUCGCCUUGUUCGCUAAAAAGUCCCUUGCUAGUCAUCUCCCCGAGUAUUAUAUUCUUCAAAGAUGGACUAUAAAUGCAAAGAGUCAUGUUGCCAAUGAGAUUUCUCCUACUUUGAUGAGUCAAGUAACACUACAAGAAGGAUCAAAAAGCUCCUCUACAUUGACUAAGCACAACCUGAUGAUAGAGGUCUUGAAAGUUGUUGAAGAGAGGCAAAAAUCACAAAAGAAACAUGAUCAUUUAAUUAGCCCUUGUUUUAUAGAAGGUGCACUGUGA
Molecule: messenger RNA, 984 nt
Organism: Rhododendron vialii
Lineage: Eukaryota; Viridiplantae; Streptophyta; Magnoliopsida; Ericales; Ericaceae
Product: protein FAR1-RELATED SEQUENCE 5-like
Exons: 3
Coding region: 1-984 (327 amino acids)
Biological process (GO): regulation of DNA-templated transcription
Molecular function (GO): zinc ion binding
Source: RefSeq, a predicted model, not a curated record